CUGUGCGAGUCAAAGAGACGCUCCGGCCCCGGAGCCGGAGGAGGCUCCAUCGCUGCUACUUUAGGGGUGUCCCGCUGCCGCCGGCGCCGCCGCCAUCUUUGCGCCCCGCCGCAGUGGCUCCUGGGAAGGCGGAGUCUUGGGCAUCAGCCCAGGCUACCGAGACCCGCGAUCCUGAUGCGCCCCGGAAGGGCUAGCUAUCCCAGUAUGCCUCGCGGCCGUUGGGCCGCCUCAGAAUCGCAAGGACCACAACUCCCAGCAUUCGCAGGGAGGAGCGGAGUAGGCCCUCGGGAAUCUUGGGUCCGGGGCGUGCUCUUCUGGAGGACUUCAGGUACCGGCGUGCCCCGCGUCCACUGUCGGCCAGAACACGUCCAGGGCACCGCCUCUGUGUUGGGCGGGCGAGGAGGCUGCCGAGGCGGAGCUGAUGGCUGCACUGAGGGCGGGGCGGGGUGCAGGCUGGAGCCUCCGGGGAUGGCGGGUUUUUGGGGGGGUUCGCUGGGGGAAGGGACCCCUAAUGACCCCUGACCUCCGGGCCCUGCUGACGUCAGGAACGCCUGACCCUCGGGCCCGAGUGACUUAUGGGGCCCCCAGUCUCUUAGCCCGGUUGUCAGGGGGGGUCCCUGAACCACGGACAUGCCUGUCGUCGGCGACUUCGGAUUUCCGAGCACGGCUGACUUCUGGGACUCCAGCUCCCCGGAUCCAGGAGGACUCUGGGACCUCUGGAACCCAUCCGCACGUGUGGCUGGCCGUAGCGCUGGGCGCUGGGGGGGCACUGCUGCUGCUGUUGUGGGGCGGGGGUCGGGCCGUAUGCGCCUCGGUCCUCGGCCCGCCGCCCACCUCUCCCCGGAGCCAGUACAACUUCAUCGCAGACGUAGUGGAGAAAACUGCCCCUGCCGUGGUUUAUAUCGAGAUCUUGGGCCGGCAUCCUUUCUCGGGGCGCGAAGUCCCCAUUUCAAAUGGCUCAGGAUUCGUGGUGGCUGCCGACGGGCUCAUCGUUACCAACGCCCAUGUGGUGGCUGAUCGGCGCCGGGUCCGUGUGAGGUUGCCGAGCGGAGACACGUAUGAGGCCGUGGUCACAGCUGUGGAUCCUGUGGCUGACAUCGCCACGCUGAGGAUUCAGACCAAGGAGCCGCUCCCCACUCUUCCCCUGGGACGCUCAGCAGAUGUCCGGCAAGGGGAGUUUGUUGUUGCCAUGGGAAGCCCCUUUGCACUGCAGAACACCAUCACAUCCGGCAUAGUCAGCUCUGCUCAGCGUCCAGCCAGAGACCUGGGUCUCCCCCAAACUAAUGUGGAGUACAUCCAGACUGAUGCAGCUAUUGAUUUUGGAAACUCUGGAGGUCCCUUGGUUAACCUGGAUGGGGAGGUGAUCGGGGUGAACACCAUGAAGGUCACAGCUGGAAUUUCCUUUGCCAUCCCUUCUGAUCGUCUUCGAGAGUUUCUGCAUCGUGGUGAAAAGAAGAAUUCCUGGUUUGGAAUCAGUGGGUCCCAACGCCGCUACAUUGGGGUGAUGAUGCUGACUCUGACUCCCAGCAUCCUUGCUGAACUACAGCUUCGAGAACCAAGCUUUCCUGAUGUUCAGCAUGGCGUACUCAUUCAUAAAGUCAUCCUGGACUCCCCUGCACACCGGGCUGGUCUUCGGCCAGGUGAUGUGAUCUUGGCCAUUGGGGAGCAGUUGGUUCAAAAUGCUGAAGAUAUUUAUGAGGCUGUUCGAACUCAAUCCCAGUUGGCAGUGCGAAUCCGGCGGGGACCAGAAACACUGACCUUAUAUGUGACCCCUGAGGUCACAGAAUGAAUGGAUCAGCAAGAGUCUGAGGCUCCUGCUGUAAUUCCUAUGUUGCUUUCUGGCCUAGGCUCUCAGGCCACCUGGACAGAGGAUUAAAUGAACGAGUUGGGGGCAGGGCCCUGCAACCACCAGCACCAAUCCCUGGGCUCUGAAGAAUCACAAAGACACUUUUUAUAUAAAAUAAAAUUAUACCUAGCAACAUGUUAUAGUCAAAAAUUGGGAGUGGGAGGCUGAUCUUUCCCCCCCCACCAAAAGGCUAGAGGUAAAGCUGUAUCCCACCUGCACUGAGGGAGGAUACUGGAGCUGACCAUCUUGACCUCCCUAUUCAAGAAAACCAGCUGCUGCUGUCUAUUGUUCUGGGCAAUUGAUAAGCUGUUG
Molecule: messenger RNA, 2158 nt
Organism: Condylura cristata (star-nosed mole)
Lineage: Eukaryota; Metazoa; Chordata; Mammalia; Eulipotyphla; Talpidae
Gene: HTRA2
Product: HtrA serine peptidase 2
Exons: 8
Coding region: 422-1789 (455 amino acids)
Biological process (GO): positive regulation of apoptotic process; proteolysis; programmed cell death
Cellular component (GO): mitochondrion
Molecular function (GO): protein binding; serine-type endopeptidase activity
Source: RefSeq, a predicted model, not a curated record